AUGAGUUUGAGGAAGUUGAAGGUGGCGGUGACGGUGGGUGGUGAAGCGACGAACCCAAGCCCUAAUAAUGAGAGUGAGAAUAAGGCGAAAAGACAGACGGUAGUUCUGGGUAAUGGAAGCGAAGUUGUGUUCAUCCCAAGGUUCGUUAGCUUCGAUCAGGCUUGGACAUGGUUCGAUUACCUCCACACCCAUAUCCCCUGGACCAGACCCACCAUUCGCGUCUUCGGCCGUUCCUGCCUCCAGCCUAGAGAUACGUGUUAUGUAGCAAGCCCAGGACUUCCUCAAUUGGUUUACAGCGGCUACCAGCCUCGUGCCUAUUCAUGGGAUGAUCAUCCACCACUUAAGCAAAUCUUGGAAGCGGUCCAUAAAGCUCUUCCUGGCAGCAGUUUUAAUAGCUUGAUCAUAAAUAGGUAUAAAGGUGGUAAUGACUAUGUUGGUUGGCAUUCUGAUGAUGAGAAGCUUUAUGGAUCAACUCCUGAAAUCGCGUCCUUAUCCCUUGGAUGCGAACGUGAGUUCUUCUUGAAGAAGAAACCCAGUAAAACAUGCCAAGAAAGCAGAGAUGAUCAAGAACCUAAAAGUAAGCGAUUAAAGAGGAACCAUGCUGAUCAGCACUCUUUCACACUUAAGCAUGGAUCGCUAUUGGUGAUGAGAGGUUACACUCAAAGGGAUUGGAUGCAUUCGGUGCCUAAGCGGACAAAGGUAGAGGCAACUCGUAUCAACCUCACAUUCAGAUGGGUUCUUGAAGGCCCUGGUGCGAUGAGUUAA
Molecule: messenger RNA, 765 nt
Organism: Prunus armeniaca (apricot)
Lineage: Eukaryota; Viridiplantae; Streptophyta; Magnoliopsida; Rosales; Rosaceae
Source: the annotation of a GenBank genome assembly